AUGUCUGAAAAGUUCUUUCAUUUGAAUAAAUUAGAAUUAACUCCUUCCUUAAUGAAGGAAAAAGACACAAUUUCGUUACAUGACCUCUUUAAUACUCCAGGAGAAAUCUAUUCAGUAGUACUUACAACAUUUGUUUUUGAUCUUCAAUGGCUAUUUAACGAAUUACCAAUAUUAACAAGGGUUCCUGUUCAAUUCAUCCAUAAUGGAAAUCUCAGUUGUUUUGAUCAAUUACUCAUUCAACAAUAUAAAGACUUCCAAACAUUCCCCAUUCCUUUAAAAAAAGGUUGUCAUCACGUCAAAAUUAUGAUAAUGUUAUAUGAAGGUGGUCUCCGUUUUGUUUUAUCAACAGCGAAUCUUAUUCCAAUUGAUUACAAUCUCAAAUCUCAAGGGAUAUAUGUCAAAGACUUUAAACCCUCUGAAUCAUCAACAGUCCUCAACGAAAAAGGAACUCAUUUCUUAACAACACUACAAAAUUAUUUAGCUUCAGUUAACGUCACAGUUUCAUAUCUUUCUGAUUUUGAUUAUUCUACUAUUGAUGGAUGGUUAUUAUUAUCAAUUCCAGGGAUUCAUAAGGGUAAUGACUUAAAUAAGUAUGGAAUGAAACAAGUACAUGACAUCCUUAAUAUGAAGCUCCAUGUUCAAUUUAAUAACCAUUGUACCAUCGCUGCGCAAGCAUCUUCUUUAGGACUCUUUACUAGUCAAUAUAGAAGAGAACUUUCUCUCUGUUUAACAAACCAACCCGAAUCAAAAUUUCAGAUUAUAUGGCCAACAGAAGAUUUUAUUCGUACUAGUGAAACAGGAUACCAUGGAAGUUGUUCAUUCUUUCUAAGAAGUAAUUUUGUAAAAACAUGGGAAAAUUACUUUUAUAAAUUUCUUCCUCCAUUUCCAAGACAUCUUAUUCAACCUCAUAUUAAAACGUAUGUCAUUUAUGAAGAAGAUAUUCCUAAGUAUGGUAUUUUAACAUCUUCAAAUAUCUCUGGUGCUGCCUGGGGAAAACCAACAAAUUCAACAUUAGAAAUUAAUAACUAUGAAAUAGGAAUGUUAUUCAUUGACAAUUUCACAUUAGCUAGAUUUCCAUUGCCAUAUGACUCUAAACAAUCAACACGAUAUUCUUCAACUGAUAUUCCAUGGAUUUGUGAUGUAGACCAUGAAGUAGUUGAUGUGGAUGCAAUUGAAUUAGAUGAAAGGAUGAAUAAAUGUGAUGAAAAAAUUCAACAACUUUAUUCGAUUGAAAAUGAUUACAUUGGAAAGAUAGAAGUUAAUUUAUCAGAGUUUGGACAGUCAUUUGUUGAUAGUCCAGCUCCUCUAAUACUGUCAGAAAAAUAUAAAGAUCAACGACAAAAUCUUCAACUUCCAACAGAAAUCUUUUUUUCUUUUGGUAAAAUAUUCACUUUAAACAAAAUUAAAAGAGUAAUUACUGAAAAAGGUAUUACUGAUAUUGAAAUUGAUACAAAAAAAAGAACAGUUAUUAAGUCUCUUAAAAAUAAUGGAUUAGAUGGCUCAUUCUUUGCAAUUAAAUAUAAUGAUGAUUAUACUGUUGAUUUUGCUGUAAUGUCAACUGAUCCAAACAAUAUACUUUAUAUAUCUAGUGAAGAAGGAUACUCAAAGAAAUUUUUAGCAAAUGUAAAAAGAGAAGAAGAAGAAGAAUUUGAUGUAUUUGGAAAGAAAGUAAAAUAUUGUAUGAUAAUGAAAAAGAUUCCAUUAAUCAAUCCUCUGUCAUUAUUUUCUCUAAGAAAAUUAUAUGCGUCAUCAAAAUAUACAUUAGAUUCUAUUACUACUCCUAGAGGUUGGAAAGGUAAACUUUCAUAUUUUCAAGCUACAUUAACAUUAAAAGAAACUUUCUUUAUUGAUAUAGAUGAACGUAUUCUUAUGGAUGAAGAAGGGUUCAUUGUAGGUAUUAAAGACCAAAUUAAAACAAGUGAAAUUGCAAUAUAUCCAAAAAUGGGUUCUCCUUAUUGGAUGGCAUUAGUAGAAGGAAAAGAGAAUGCAAUUGUAUUAUAUGACAAUGGACGUAAAUUUGAUGAUAUAAAAGAUUGGAUUACAAGUAAAAUAUCUGCUCAAUUAGAAUAUCCUGUUAUUCAUAAAGAUGUAACUUUAUUAUUUUUUGAAGAAGACCCUGACUUUCAAUACAAGUUAUUAGUUGAUUUAAUACCUUAUAUUGACUAA
Molecule: messenger RNA, 2166 nt
Organism: Entamoeba dispar SAW760
Lineage: Eukaryota; Evosea; Mastigamoebida; Endamoebidae
Product: tyrosyl-DNA phosphodiesterase, putative
Exons: 5
Coding region: 1-2166 (721 amino acids)
Biological process (GO): double-strand break repair; single strand break repair
Cellular component (GO): nucleus
Molecular function (GO): single-stranded DNA binding; 3'-tyrosyl-DNA phosphodiesterase activity; double-stranded DNA binding
Source: RefSeq, a predicted model, not a curated record